Messenger RNA from Pieris rapae (cabbage white), 2559 nucleotides. RefSeq lists its product as uncharacterized. The coding region runs from base 94 to 2178 and encodes 694 amino acids. The transcript has 6 exons. Lineage: Eukaryota; Metazoa; Arthropoda; Insecta; Lepidoptera; Pieridae. Gene Ontology annotation, molecular function: strictosidine synthase activity. The record is from RefSeq and is a predicted model, not a curated record. Gene Ontology annotation, biological process: biosynthetic process.
AUACUUUUUUAAGUAAUUCAAGAUCAUUGACCGCACACUGCUCCGAAUACGGCAUAACUGUUUAUCUAAAAAUUAUUUAUAAAAUAUUCUACAAUGGGUUUCAUUGUAGGCUCUUUAAAACGAAUAUUAAAGUUAAUCGUUUACUUUGCUUUCGUAGUAACUUUAGUCCUUAUAGUGCCUAAUUUGCCGCCUUAUACAAAGUUUACUAGCAUACAGUCGGUCCCAACAAAAGAAAGGACUGGUGAGCUGACUCCAAACACUGCGUUAAAUAAUGCCGAAAAGUUAUAUGAACAUAAAAUAUUGGGUCCUGAGAAUUUCCAAAUAUGGAAAGGCGAACUUUACACAUCCCUAGGUACUGGUGAGAUUGUCAAGUGCUCACCAGGUGGACACGUUACUUUUGUUAUCAAAAUUGGUAAACCAUGUACUGGAUUAUCCCAAGAGCAUAUUUGUGGUCGUCCCCUUGGUUUUUCGAUUGAUGAAAAAAAUGGAUUAAUGUAUGUAGCAGAUGCAUACUAUGGCAUCUGGAAAGUUGAUCUGAAGACUGAUAAAAAACAAGUAUUGGUGUCAGCUGAUAAACCCAUUGAAGGCAAGAGUCCAAAGCUGUUCAAUUCUUUAGUUGUUGAUAAAAAAGGUGGAAUAUACUUUACAGAUUCUAGCAGCGAAUUCUUUUUAAAUGAUGGAGUAUUUACUAGUCUAUCAGAUCCGUCAGGAAGAUUAUUUUAUUACAAUUCUGAAUCAAAGAAAACUAAAGUAUUGGUGGAAAAUAUUUGGUUUGCAAAUGGAGUAGUAUUAUCUCCAGAUGAGAGCUUUGUAGUUGUAGCUGAAACAUUUAACUACCGUCUUUUAAAGCACUACAUAAGUGGACCGAACAAGGGAAAGACUGAAGUUUUUGUAGAUGGACUACCAGGAACUCCUGAUAAUCUACGGGCACUUCCGGAUGGAUCUGGCGUACAAAUUGCAAUGUUUGCAGUAUCUGAUAUUGAUACACCCAUAAUAACAAAGAGUCUAUCAAGCACUCCACACUUAAGAAAGUUUAUAUCUCGCAUAGCACAUCUUAUAGAACUGCCUUUUUCAUACCUGAAUCAAAAAUUUCCACAUCCUAUUUUGGAAGAAAUAGUGUACUAUAUUGGCUCAUUUGCAAGCAUAUCAGGUCUUACUGACAUGUCAGGCCUAAUUAUAACUGACUGGAAUGGAAAUAUUGUUGCAUCAUUUUACAAUACUGAUAAGAGUGUGGCCCAUAUCAGUGAUGCCAUAGUCUAUAAUGACAAGUUGGUAUUGGGAUCCCCACACUCUCAAGAUUUUAUUGGAGCUGUUGAUAUACCUCUGUUUUUAAAACAAGCAUAUAAGGGACGAAGACCUGAGGAACAGAUGUCUUCUAAACAAGCUAAGCCUACUGUUAAAGAAACUCCAAAAGCAACAGAGAGGGCAACUUCACAGAAACCGCAAACCCAACAACCUACCCAGAGACCUGACUUAAAACAGACACAACCAGAAACCAAAUCAACUACACAAAAACCUGAAACUAAACCAAUUACACAAAAAUCUGACACCAAACCAACUACACAAAAACCAGAAACCAAACCAACUACGCAAAAAGCUGGAACUAAACCAACUACGCAAAAAGCUGAAACUAAACCAACUACGCAAAAAGCUGAAACUAAACCAACUACACAAAAGCCUGAAACUAAACCAACUAAAAAACCUGAAACUAAACCAACUAUACAAAAACCUGAAACUAAACCAACUACACAAAAGCCUGAAACUAAACCAACUACACAAAAACCUGAAACCAGACCAACUACACAAAAACCUGAAACCAAACCAACUACACAAAAACCUGAGACCAAACCAACUACUCAAAAACCUGAAACCAAACCAACUACACAAAAACCUGAAACUAAAUCAACAGGCAAGUCUGCAGCUUCACCAGGCAAAGAAAAUAAAAGUGAACCUUCAAAAGUAAAAGUAUCAGAAAUUAAGAAAACAGAAGCCACAUCAUCUGAAAAUGUCAAAGAUAAGCCAAAAUUAAGUAAGGAAAAUAAGAAUGAAGCCAAGAAAGUUGCCCCUAAUCACAUUCCAAUUGAAGAAGAAAUUAUGUCUGACACUGUGAAACCAAGUAAGGACAGAUUAAAAGUAAUAAAGAAGAGUGGACCAGAAGAAAUUCCAAAUCCUCUUUAAGAAACUUAGUAUAAAUUAGUUUGUUAUAUUUUUUAUUAAUCUCAAAAUUUUAAGUAUUCUCAUUCCAAUUAAGUUAACAUUCCAAUGUAAUUUUUGGUGUAAGGUAACUUUAUUUGCUUCAAUAUAAUUAAGAUAGCACUGGCAAUGUGCAAUAAUUUGUGAUCUUUUUGUCAUUUAAAGGGGUGGUUGUCUUCAGCGGUUGUAUGGUUAAUAUUUUGAAAUUAUGUAGUUUAUAAUUAGGUGAAAGUACCUCAAUCUAACAAAGCAUGGUUGUUAUAUCCACUAAAGAUAAAUAUUUAUAUAUUGUUAUAGAGAUCAUAGUUUACCUAUUUUACAAAAGAAAUCACCAUAUUUUUUUAAUAAAUUAUAUUUUUUACUGAA